AUGUCCACCACGCUUCGCCGAGUGUUUGUUUACGGGACGCUGAAGAGGGGCGAACCGAACCACCACUGGCUGACGGAUGCGGCCAACGGGCAGGCCCGCUUCAUCGCCAAAGGACGUACGGUUGGGCGCUAUCCGCUCGUCGUUGCCACCCGGCACAACGUGCCCUUUCUGCUGGACGUUCGCGGCACCGGGCACUCGGUCGUGGGCGAAAUUUACGAAAUCGACGAUCGCAUGCUGGGCCGGCUCGACGUGCUGGAGGACUAUCCGCAGCUGUACGAUCGCCGGCCAGAAGAGAUACGGAACGAGACGAGCAGUGCGGUGGAGUGCUGCUGGGUCUAUCUGAUACGAAGCUUUCCGAAGCGUUUGCUGGAGCUGCCCCUGCUGGAGGAGUACCGGGACACGCCCGAAAAGCCGUACGCGGAAUCGGAUGAUAUCGUGUUUGAUGAGUGAUCUGUAUUGGAUGGGGUGGUACGGUUGGUACGAUGCCGCCAAUAAUAGCAGGCGCUGGUACUAAUUAGACAUUCAGGGCGCGUGCACAACAAAAAUAAAGAUAAGCUGCAGCGGCAAAGAAGAGCCAACAGAUUCGCAA
Molecule: messenger RNA, 589 nt
Organism: Anopheles gambiae (African malaria mosquito)
Lineage: Eukaryota; Metazoa; Arthropoda; Insecta; Diptera; Culicidae
Product: putative gamma-glutamylcyclotransferase CG2811
Exons: 1
Coding region: 1-450 (149 amino acids)
Molecular function (GO): gamma-glutamylaminecyclotransferase activity
Source: RefSeq, a predicted model, not a curated record